This is a messenger RNA of Chlorella variabilis, 1938 nucleotides long. RefSeq lists its product as hypothetical. The annotation marks the transcript as partial. Gene Ontology annotation, molecular function: 5'-3' DNA helicase activity; ATP binding; single-stranded DNA binding. NCBI's taxonomy places the organism in Eukaryota, Viridiplantae, Chlorophyta, Trebouxiophyceae, Chlorellales, Chlorellaceae. Gene Ontology annotation, biological process: DNA replication. The transcript has 12 exons. The record is from RefSeq and is a predicted model, not a curated record.
UCCAUCCGUGAUCUGCUCAACGAGCGACGGAUUCGGCUACCUCAGUACGCGCCAGGCACCUACAACCACGCGCUGUGCCCCGAGUGCCAGGGCGGUGACAAGGGCGAGAAGAGUCUGAGUGUGACGAUAGAGGAGGGGAGCGACGCGGCGAUGUGGAACUGCUUCCGCGCCAAGUGUGGCUGGACAGGGCGCGUCAACACGCGCCAGGGCACCAGCAAGGCAUAUCGCCAGUACACAAACGAAUCAGGUUUCGAUGCCGAACUGUCGCCAGAGGUGGUGAAUUUCUUUGCCGGUCGGGGCAUUACCGCUGCCACGCUGGUGCGAAACCGUGUGGCACAGGAGACGCUGGCAGAUGGCUCCACUGCCAUUGCCUUUCCCUACUACAGAGACAGCCAGCUGGUGAACAUUAAGUAUCGGUCAGUUGGGGAGAAGAAGUUCUGGCAGGUUCGUGGGGCAGAGAAGGUGUUGUUUGGCCUGGAUGACGUGGUGGGACAGAGCGACAUCGUAGUGGUGGAGGGAGAGAUGGACAAGCUGGCACUGGAGGAGGCGGGGUUCACAAACGUGGUGUCGGUGCCAGAUGGUGCGCCUGCACGGGUGAAGGAGGGCGAGGUGCCUCCUGCCGAUCAGGAUACCAAGUUUUCCUACCUGUGGAACUGCCGAGCUUGGCUGGACCAGGCCACUAAGGUCGUGAUUGCCACGGACAAUGAUGCCCCUGGCGACGCGCUGGCUGAAGAGCUGGCGCGGCGUCUUGGGCGUGAGCGGUGUUGGCGGGUGCGGUGGCCACUGAAUAAGGAGGACCACCAGUAUGCGGCAGAGGUGACUGGCGUGGCGUACGUGCCCCAGGAACAGGAGUCCGGCAGUAGCACAACUGGCAACUCGGUGGCGGCAGCAGCCAACGUGCAGCAGCAGCAGCUGCAGGGGGUAGGAGAGGCUGCAGCCGACAGGUCGUCUGCCAUCGAGGCGGGGGCUGAGGCGCUGCAGCUGCGCGUGCAGCCGGCGUUUUAUCGUAAGGACGCCAAUGAGGUGCUGAUGCGGGAUGGAGCCGCCAUGCUGCGCGCCUUUCUGCUCAACGCCGAGCCCUUCCCCAUCCGUGGCCUGCUCAGGUUCCAUGAGUACUACGAUGACAUAAUGAAGUACUACCGCCUGGAGCACAAGGACGGGCAGGGCCGCUCCACGGGCUGGCCUGCGCUGGACCAGUUGUACAAGGUGGUGCCUGGCGAGCUGACCAUCGUGACGGGUGUGCCCAACAGCGGCAAGAGCGAGUGGAUUGACUCGCUGCUGGCAAACUUGGCGGAGCAGCACGACUGGUGCUUUGCGCUGUGCUCCAUGGAGAAAAAGGCCACCGACCAUGCGCGCCAGCUUGUGGAGAAGUACAUCGGCAAGCCGUUUUUCGACCUGCCCUAUGCACGUGGCGUGCGGCGAAUGAGCGAGCGUGAGCUGGACGAGGGGCUGGACUGGAUCGAUGACCGCUUCCACCUGGUCAGGUACGAGGAUGAUGCUCUGCCGGCAGUGGACUGGGUGCUGGAUGUGGCACGUGCCGCCGUCUACCGCUAUGGCAUCCGUGGCCUGGUCAUUGAUCCGUACAACGAGCUGGACCACCAGCGCCCCGCCUCCAUGAACGAGACCGAGUAUGUGAGCCAGAUGCUGACCAAGGUCAAGCGCUUUGCGCAAACUACGGGCGUACAUGUGUGGUUUGUGGCGCAUCCGCGCCAGCUUCGCGAUUGGAAGGGGCAGGCGCCCAACCUGUAUGACAUUUCCGGCUCGGCUCACUUCAUCAACAAGGCCGACAAUGGCAUCGUGGUGCACCGGGACAGGGACCCAGAGUCUACUGUGCAGCACAAGGUGAACAUUCUGGUGCGCAAGGUGCGCAACAAGGCGGCAGGCACCAUUGGCGACUGCGUGCUCGAGUAUGAGCGAGUCAAUGGGCGGUACAUUGAC